CUAUUAAUGACUCUAGUGACUAUCAAGGCGGACAACAUGAGCCAGAUCGCUCUCACCAAGCGUGGUGGAGUGGACGGCCGCACCAAGCACAUAAACAACCGUCUUCACUGGCUCCGAGAACAAGUCAAUGACCACAAGGUCACCUUCCAAUAG
This is a messenger RNA of Zymoseptoria tritici IPO323, 153 nucleotides long. RefSeq lists its product as uncharacterized. The annotation marks the transcript as partial. The transcript has a single exon. NCBI's taxonomy places the organism in Eukaryota, Fungi, Ascomycota, Dothideomycetes, Mycosphaerellales, Mycosphaerellaceae. The record is from RefSeq and is a predicted model, not a curated record.